GGAGAGAGAACGGAACGGGAACGGCGCGGAACCAAACGUACCGAGUAGAAGGAGGAGCUGAAGGAGACUCCGGUGGUGGUGGAGGUGGAGCAAGAGGAGGAGGAGAACGGAACACGAGAGAUCGGCAGCACAGUUUCGUGUUCAGCUCAGCUCGGUUCGGCUCAACCUCGUAUCGGAUCCCCGUGUUUUUCUAAGCCGAAUCGUUGGUCAAAUUUCUCUGUCUAUCGGAUCUCUUCCCCCCUCCCCCUCUCUCUUUCUCGCCUCCGCCCCGCUCGUUUUCGCCGGCCGGCCGAGAAAGGGAGGGUUCUCCGGCCGAGUGAAAAAUCGCCCGGAGAUCGUCCAUUUAUCCGCGAAUCGCCCUACCGUUUACCCGAUCCUUCGUAACACGCGGCCAAUAUCCAGAGUGGUGCGCAGUUCGCAACGUACGCGGAGGGAUCAUGGGAUCGACGUGUCAUCUGACAGUGGUGGUCGCGCUGUUCCUUCGAGCGGCCACUCUACACGCCCAUCGUGAGCACAAGGUUCACAACAUCGUGCUGUAUCCUGACAAGCACAGCUGGUGUCAGACUACCCAGAUAAAACAGGUCGUCACGUGGCCCCAGUGCUCCUCCCAGGAAUUGGACAACAACGUCUGCGUGGGAGCUUGUUUCUCAUACAUGGUGCCGCACAGCGAGCCAUCCGCCCCCGGCGAUCUGAUCAGACCUUACUGCGACUCGUGUCAGCCGUUGGACAGUGUUUGGCACACGGUCACGUUGGACUGCAAGGACGAGACGAACAACCCUAUCACGAUGCAGAAGAAGGUCCAAAUCAUCACCAAUUGUUCGUGCACCUCGUGCAUGGAGACUUCUCGUAUCAAGCCGGACUACAACACUCUGCUGCAAUCGUUGACCGACGAAAGUUUGGACAAGAACGUGAACGUGGUGCACGAGAUGCCGGAUCUGUUGGAGAACCCCAACUUGAACUUCUCCAAGAACACGAGCAGGGACGGUGUCCAGGCUAACGAGAGAUUCAUGCAGAACUUCAAACAGUUGAAAGACUCGGCCAAGUUGGGGACGAAAGAGCUGUUCUCCAAGCUGGACGAGGACAUCAAUUUCGACAAGUUGAGGGAGCUGUUGGACAAAUACGGCCAGGAGGAGGAGAAGCAACACUCUCAUCAGCGCCUCCACCAGCAUCAACAUCAAUCGGGCGGGAAACAGCAGCAGCAGCAGCAGCAGCAGCAACAGCAGCAACAACCUCAGCAUUACACGACCACGAUGCUUCGAGGGCCCCAUCAUUCCAUGGUUCUGGACUCCGACGUGAAAGAGAAGAUCGACGUGGAGCCCCAUUAUCUUCAUCCGGCUGUCGCGGGCCAAGAAAUCAGCUAUCACGACAACGUGCUUGUUGACAAGGAUAAGAAAAAGGAUUUCUGAGGGGGGAGGGGGGAGAAGGGGUGGAAGACCCGCGUGGUAGGUCCAGUCAGGGUAGGUCGGGUCGGGUGGAUCGGAGUCGGCAGAGAUCCGUUUGGGUAUCGGUGAACGAGAUCGAUUUCUUUUCCAUUUUAUUAUUUGUUAAGAUUCAUUCGUGACCUAGUCCAAUCCAGUAGUAAAUUGUCCCAUUCGAUUCGACGGUAAAUGAGAUUCAGCUCGUUUCGCGUGCUAUCACAUACAUAUGUAAAUAGAAGAGAUUCCUCGUUUUAUUUUAUUCUCGUUCUUAUUUUCUUUUAUAUCUUUUCUGUUGGCAAAAAAGAUAAUACUCUUUUUUUUUUUUUUUUUUUCUUUAGUAUUAUUAUAUUAUUAAACCGUUAACAUCGGGAAACACCGAGUUGGAAUUAAGUGUAAACGAGUGCAAAAACCUCGUUAGGAUUGAAUCAUAUUUAGGGAGAUACGUGGAUAAGUAAAUGAUAUGGAAAGGAAGAGAAAAAGGGGAGAGAGAAAUUCUAAUAUAUAUUUAAUUAUUAUAUUAAUUAACUAUUUAAUAUACUCACGCGUCUAAUAAACGAAUAUUACGUCCGUUCCGGAAUUUUAGUUAUUAAAAAACAUAGCAGGACUGGCAAUCAUUGUAGACCACUUAAAGAUGUUAUAUGUCUUGUUGACUGCUUUAAAAAAAGGAAAAAAAAAAAAACGUAUACUUUGUCUCGUAGAGAAUAAAACCAAGUCUGUACAAUUUUUUCCUCAUAUGCAUCCUCGAUCAUUCUCCCGCUUUAGAAUCGCUUCUUCUUCUUCUUCUUUCUUCUUCUUCUUAAAAAAAAGCUCGAGCGUAAUUUAGAAAUUAACGAAAAAUCAAAGAAGGAAGAAUUAUGAGCGAAAAAAAGAAAAGAAACGAAUGCAAAAGAGAAAAGAAAUGUGAGACGAGUCGAUAUACGAAUCGUAACGUAGCAAUCGUGAUGCAAUUAGAGAUGAAAGGAAUAAAUGUAAUUGAAAGACGGAAUAAAAAUUGGAGCAACGUUUCGUUUCGUUCUUCGAAAAAAAAAGUCGAGAAAAAACUUGACAAAUUUCCAUACACUUAUCAAAGAAAACCAUUACUCGCCAUUACUUCCACUUUCGUUAUCGCUUUCGAUCAUAUAUAAAAUAAAAUCAUCUUGCUUUAUCGAUGGGUAAAAAAAAAAAGAAGAAGAAAAAAGGGGAAAAAAUGGCCACCUUGAUCGAUGAUCGCGAUCGAUCGCGAAUAAUACUCGGUUCGGAUCGAAGAUCGGUAAAUCUGUGAUAGAUAAGAGGCGUCGGUUGGAAUGGAAGAAAUUGUCGGUGAUAAGGAACGGUUUCGACCAAUGAGCGGCGCGAAAGCGAGCGGAUCGCCGGUACCGAAGAGCGAUUACAACUCGGUAACGGAACGAGGAUCGAGCGAGGCGGCGACGAGCAGUGUUGCUCGGCGCUCCGUUGCGCGUCCCUGCUGCUUUUCUGCGCGGUCGCGUAGCGUUUCACUGUGACGGCGCAGCUGCGCGUGCCACCGAGAAAUUAUGUUGCCCGGUUGCUGACACCGCGAAAACGAAAACGGGAAGCGAAAGAAAACCGAAGAUCGCACGCGAUGCCCAACAAACCCCUGGUUACUCGAUCGCCUUUAAAUGCCCACCGACAAUCCGACAAACGUCAUCACGGCAAUCGUCGUCACAUUAGAGAAAGUGGAUAGCAUCGAAUUCGUACGAGCCUCCUCCGAGCCGAGGACAGCCACCAUGGACGACGGUAGGCUUCUGUUAUUUUAAACGUUGCUUGUGGUGAUGGUUGCUGGGUUCGCUCCGCUACUCUGUCUCCUCUGAGAAUAGGCCGAAUUUGCGAAUUUAAAAUUUGAAAUGGGAUUUGAGAUCGGAAGUUGAGGAAGAAGCUUCGAGAAAGAUUCUCGGUCGACCUGAAUUUUCUAAUUAAAAAUAUAGGGAUAUUUAAUGUGUCGGGAUGGUGAGAUAUAUAUUAUACGUUCGAACGAAGCGAGGAGGUUGAUGAUGAGUGGUUAUUGAGGCAUUGAGGCGAACGAAGUGUUUACGUUUAUAGUCACGCUAUAAAAGUAACAGCGAAACUUUCCUUUGCGUCAGUCGUCGACCGGUCUCCGGUUGCUCAAUGUUACGCCAAUACUUUGCGAGACAAUCUCGAAUCGAUAUCGAGAUCGAGGCGAUUCGAAACUUUGUUCCAGGCCAUGAUUGGGCAGACAGGAAUUAAAAGUAUCCCCGAAUGCAGUACGCACGAAUAUGUCGUUCAAAUUAUCGUUCAAAAGUAGACGGAUAAUCCGUAUUUAUUAUUCGUUAUAAAAAUAACGCGAUUUCGAAAUAGCCACGUUUCUUUCUAAGACGUUUCAUUCAAAGCAUGCAGUAAUCUCGAUGAACUUUGACAAUGAACGCGAAAAUUAUUAUUAUUAUAUCGAUCUGCGAAUGACGAAUUAUAUUUCUCGAGCGUUCAAUUUUUGCAAAAUCAAACUGAUCGAUCGUCCAUCUAUUAGAGGAAAUUUAAAGAAAACUUUUUCGAUUCGGAAGAUACUUAAUAAUAAGAUAGAAAUCGAAAGUGCGAUCUUUUUUCAUGGAACAAAAAUAUAAGAUAAAACGAAAGGAAAGAUCAUCGAGCAAGUUUUAUAAUUUUUCUUUUUUCGCGAAUUUUCACAUUUCCUCGAAAUGUUGUCGCGCGCGGUUAAAAAUGCUACGAAUUCAAAGUGGAGGACGCACUUUGCUGCCCUAAUUAUCUCACGAAUGACCAUUGUCCACUCGAAACGAUUCGUCAAUUAAGAGGCGACGUAUUUAACGAACGAAGUUAUGAAGUGGCCGAGAUCUCGGUCUAAAGUGUUCUAAUAUAACGAUUUAAAAAGUUUAAAGCUCUAAGAAAAAAAAUCUCGUCGAUUGGUAUUAAAGUACAAUUGAUAUCGAAUUCGAUUUCAAAUAAAUAUAAAUGAUUAAUCGUUAUUUAAUGUAAAGAUUAAAAAUCGUAAACGAUACAGAUAAUUAUCUUUUAAUAAUUACGUUUCAUAUUUUGAUAAACAAUUAAUAAUCGAUAUACGUUUUUUAAUUUUAAUCGAAUUUAAUCCAAUUAAAGUAAUUUUCGAUUUUUCAAUUGCUACGUUAUUUUCUACCUGUUGUCACGUUAUUUUCUACAUGGCUGGUUUUUCUAUUUAUUCGUUUUAUCGGUAACAACAGUUCGUCAACCUUAUCAAUACUUAUCAUUGCAUAUUCGUAAUAUUUUUUGUUGACUCGUGACGUCUUCUUCUACUGUGAAGAAACACAGAUUUUGAGAAAUCUCGCAAAAAUUAAGCAAGUUUUCCUUAUCGAAAUAUAAUUAUAUCGUUUUAUAUAUCGUUUUAUGUAAAUAUAUCUAAUUAAAUACACGCAUUUACAUUUCUCGACGAAGGAAUUUCUGAAAAAUGAGAAAUAUCUUCCAAUUAAUCUAAGAUAUAAGAGAUACCAGAUUUCUUUAUCUGAUAAUAAUCAAAAAUUCUAAUCGUGAAUAAAAACUUCGUUCCAUAUCGCUUGCAAAAAUUUUUAUACUUUGAUAUUUUUAUAUUUUUCUAGGAAUCGACGAUAUUUCCUUGUCGAUCAAGCCCCUUCGUUCGUAAUUUAACAGAUAUAGAAAUCUCGUGGUUCUUGAUAACCCCGAAGGUCACUCGUUGCAAUCAGACAUCAUUCACAAAUCAAAGUAAUUUUUUCUUCGCCUCUAUCUUGGCUGAGAAAGACACAGAGACCGUAUCAGAAGAGAAGAUACAAAGAUACACCGUUCCACUUUGAAAUCUCAUCAAAUCUCGUCGUAGUUGAUUUUCCUAUUAUAAAAAUAGACGUAGACACGGAAAUAAUAAUUUUCCAUGUACCAUUGAACGUUUCUCGAAACGAUGAUUCUGUCCGUAAAAUAACAGUGGUUCGGUGUGCAACCUUGAGUCAGAUCUAUAAUUGCUAUUAAUCGCGCGUCUCCAAAUAUGAUGUUCCACGCGCAUGAUUUUGCACGAAUCAUGCACAAUCGUAAAUAAAAUAGUUAAUAAUUCCGAUGUUGGAAAUGGCCGAUAUUUCGACCAGCGACGAAAUCAGGGUCGAGUCACUGGAUUAUUAUAGAUCCGAAAAGUUCAAACGGCCAUGACGAUGGUCGAGCGGCGCUUCUAAAUUCGCAGGAAGCGAGGCAGGAGCGGCAAGGGAGUGAAUAAGUAGAAUAUGAGACGAUUUUCAUCGAAUCGGUCGACGACACUACUCGAAAAUAGCAUGGAGGCCGAGACGGGUCUGUCUUUCGCGGCAUUUAUUCGAAUUUGAAGUCGAGUUUGCCAACGAUUUAUCGCGUAAAUCGUUUAGGAGUUUGUUCAGUGACACGUUUGAUAAGAAGGGAAACGAGGAAAGUCUUUCUUCUUUAUGAGAUAUCUUCGAAUCGAAAUAAAUCAUCUCGACGACUCGAUCGAUCAAAUAAAAAUUUCUUAUUUGAACAAAAAAAAAAAAAAAAAAAAAACGCGAUAAGAUAAUUUUCUUGAAAAAAUAAUGUAAAAAAAAAAAACUCUCGUAAAUUUCGACACCUCGAUAAUAGGAAAAUAAUCUUUUCAUUUGACUUUUAAUAGCUCGCGUUUUUUAAUUAUAUCCUCAAAAUCUCGUUCAAAAAUUCAAACAGGCAUUCGAGCUAUCGAUAAAACUAACUGGCUGAAUUCAACAACAAGACAUUAUCGUGUUGCAAACAUCAAAUUCCUAGAUGUUUGCAGAUGAAACGUGACCGAUUAUCGGAUAGACGAAUUCGUAAUAAGAGUAGAUAUACAGGGCUUUAUUUGAUCAAUAAAAUCGCAAAACGCACACGUGAAACGUGAUCGGAUAUAGGAAACUAUGAUAAACGAGAUAAACUCGAAACACGUGUCACCUAACCGGAAAUCCUAUGAUUCGGAAAAAUGAGAGGCGCAUAAUUAAUAAUAAAGCGUCGCAACUUUGGUCGCGGGAAAUUGCGUGUCAACGCUUACGCAAUUUGCAAUAUUCACCUUACAUAAGUUUCGCUAUCUCUUGGCCGGUAUAUAAUGACGACAUCCAAGAAUUCUCGAACGCAGUAUGAAAAAUUCAAAAACCCACGAUUCCUGACUGAGAUUAGAGAAAUCGAGAGAGAACAAUUCUGGGAAACGAUGUAACGAGAACAAAUCUUGAAACGUAUUUAUUAACGCUUUUCCUGAUUCUCCGCAUAUUCGUAUAUAUAAUAAAUGUGUAAUCACCGAAUAAAUUAAUCGCAAUUCGGCGAUGAGAUUUCCUCCGGUCAUUAACGAUAUCUCCCUCAUUGAUACUCAUCCGUUCUACUAUCUGACCUAUAGUUGAUGGAUAGUGUCGCGUUACCAGCUUGUCUUCAUUCAAACAAACAUGUCCCUGUUAUCGUUAAAACAUUGAAACAUAAUCUUUAAACGAUACUAUAUAUAGAAGAACAUGCGGCACCACUUGUGAUUUUGAAAAUCGACGCUAUUUUACGAACCUCGCUCGAAGAGAAGGCUUCUGUCGGAGCUCGAAUAGUCGUUAACGCGUCGAGUGAGCUAAGAAAGAUUAAAAUUGAAGUUAACCAAAAGAGGAUACGGGAAAGAAAUCCCCCACUAACUGCACGAGAGUUAGGUGUGAACGUUUCAGACAGUUGGCACGUGCUGGCCACGGUAAAAAGAAAGUUAGCUCGAACAGAGUAUUGACCACGAGGCUCUCGGGCUCGUUCAAUACUCCGAUGGAGAAUUUAAGCGAGAGAGGGAGUAAGAGCGAAAGAGAAAUGACAAGUAUCAUAAAAGCAGGUAUACUGCUCGAUUUACCUGGGUUUCACAGUUACAACGCUUGAACAAUUAUAUUCCGGUAACUACUUAAAGGAUAAUGGAAAAGAUAUCGCCAUGAAAACAGGCAUGCAUUUUAAGUCCCGUACAAUUAACAGGGCCGUCCUCACGCUACGGAAGGCGAUUUAGUGGGAACAAAUGAGUCACGAAUGGCAACGUCGUCGUAGGUCGAGGCAGAACCCAAUGGUAGGGAUAUCUCAGGCACGACUCCGAUAAAAUUGGGGCCCCGAGCUUAUGGUUAGCCCUUGAGAGUACGACAAUGUGUAUGAAAUAACGAGUACAAAGGUCGAUAAUGUCGUACAAAAUUUCGAUAAUGUCGCUUCGAUCGAUUGUUUCAUUCGUUUGUUCGAUUGAAAAAAAAUAAAUUUAAUCGAAUCGAAAUUUGAGAUUCUAAAAUGACUUUCGUGACUCGAGCAAAAUUAUAAAAAAUUUUUAGUUUUAUUAUCUGUGAGAAAUCGCUGACAACUCGUGUGAACGUUCGCAUGAAAAUCAACAAACGACAGCAAGUAUCUCGAAUAGUUUUACGUUUCUCGAAACGUUGACAAAGCGUAAUCGAAUCGGUAUUCGUUUCGAAACGUGAUAACGGAGCUUGACACGUGGCGUACCUGAAAAGAGGUGACGAAGAGUACAGCCCUGAACCGGGAUGGAAGCAGGCAAGAGCGCAAGUCUUCUGCUAAUGCCAAACGAUUCCCUUAAUACACUCGCGUCUGGAAUCUCGUUGUAAUUGGGUUGAACGCUUUGUGCCAGCUGUCGCAUACUUGUCAGUAUUUCACAGUGAUCGUACAAACCGGUCUAGCACGAAACUCGGCGAGGGGAUCGCGGUUGUCGAGCGAGAAUAAUUCAAGCGAGCACGGUCGGAAAGUAAGAGAAGGAGUGUUAGAAGCGCGACUCGAAAGGAACGGCUGGCUGGACGCCAUCUUAGAUCCAUCGCGAGCACGUUGCAGACAAAGCGGUCGAAGAAGGUCCGAGGAAUCGCGAAGUUUCCGAGAAAAUAAUUUCCAGGCAUGCGAGAAGGAAAGGUGUCAUUUUUCCUCGAACGUGAACGCUUAUAAAACCCACACAGUUUAUGUCGACAGAGGCAGAAGUGGUGCUUUCUGUGAGCGAGAAAACUACUGUGCGGCUGCAGAUGCAUGAAACGCAAGUGAAACGAAAACGGUGUGCAAAGUGACUUCUUGGAGGAGAGAGAUUUUUUCUUUUCUGUUUCCUAAUUUACGGGGUCCUAAAAGGGCGAAGCUGAUAAUCGACGCGAGCGAACGAAUUGAAAUUUCCAGCAUGAGUAAGAUACUAGGUACAAACUAUUGCACCGUGUUCUCUGUACUUAGAAGUCCCGAAGAGGGUGAAUCGUUUAAACGGAUCAUCUGAAAGAAGAAUUCGUCGACGAGCGAAAGAUAAGUUGGAAUAACGUGAAAAAGAGAACGGAUUUUGUAUAUCGAUAGUCAAUCCGUCGAGAGCGAUUAGUCAGAAUUAAUCAAUCGGAUUACGAGCGAUUGUCACGAGUGAAUAUUAGUGUUAAAAGAAGUGCGUCGGUUUUUCGUGCGUGAAAAAAUAAAGUGCUUAUUCAUUUUAAAAAUCAUUCUAAGAACUCGUGGGAGUCGUGUGAUCACCUUUGAGAAAGGAACUUUAACAUUGACGUAAUCGAUUCUAUAUAUAGGUGUUCGAAAUUCGCGAAACGGUGAAUCGGUUAUACCAGUGAGGUGCACAUAUUUUAUUUUGAAACAACUUUUAUUUUUCCAGAGCGUUAAUCGAACUUUUCGAUCGAGAUUUAUUCGUGUACUUAAAACGUUGAAAAGUCGAGGUUCGUGACUUCUCGAUUCGAGACCGUGAAAAUAAAUUUUUUGCUCGUUUCAGUCAUCGAUAACGCGAUCGAUAGAUCAUUCGUCGAUUCGAUCGUAACGCAUUUGACCGAUAACGCAGAUCUCUGUCGAUCGAAGAGGAUCAGAAGAAAAUACACAAGUGUGAUUCGAACCGGAAUUGACCAAGUCGACCAAGUUUCUCUGCCGAUCGAAACAUCCGACGGCAUCCAAAAUACUUUUAUAACCCGUAAUGUAUUUGAGAUCGCACGUACAGGCAGCAAAAGGGAGGCAUGAGAAUGCAAGAGAGGCGAUAGAAAUUGGCUGCGGAGCAAAAGGCCGAGAUAACAUUGGACCAGCCGCGAGAGGCAAGGGAAAGACGAAAAAAUCUCUGGUGAACUGCUGGGAUUUGGAAGAGCCUCAGCUGCUUCAUCCGAGAUCGACCGACAGGAAUUCGAAACAGGCGUCUGUGCAACGCGGUAUGAGCGAAGGUGAACGAGCAGUGACCACGCCACGAAUUGGCUGGCGAAAGCUCACCGAUCCUGGCGACUGACACGAAUCAAGGAACUCGGGGGCAGGUCCGAAGCGAUAGCACCAGCUACUGUUUCAUAGCCAACGUCGUCGUUGUCCUGCCACUCAACCUAGCCACUGCCGCCUCAACUCUCGUGGAAGGACCUUCGAGUCCCGACCCGUACGACAGGAUACCGCUAUAUCCUGACGCGUCCUCGAUUAUUUAAUGUCAGCCAAAUGCAAGAGAACGCUCCGUUGAGAUUUACAUCGAGAACAUUGAAGACGGACCCGAAAAUGGCGGGCAAUCGGUGUCGGUAGCAGACGGGGUUAUUGCCUAAAACAGCCGUCUCCUCGUCCUGCGCUAUUAUUGAGGGACGAACAUUCGCUUCGUUUCGGCUAGAUUCCCAUUUUUCUCUCUUGUCACGAGUAUUUUAUCCUCGUCGAUUUCCCUCUGAAGCCAGUUGACGAACUUUCGUGUAUUAUCCAUUAUUUUUUUUUCCUCUCUUUUUUUCAACAUUGUAUUGUUGUUAUAUAAGCAACAAAGGCCCAUGAUUGGCCCAUAGACAAUAAAUCGUAGUCGAUAGAAGAGUAGUGGUAACAUGUAGUUGUGGAACGUACAAGAUAAAAAAUUAGGAAGAAGGACAAGAAACGUCGAAAGGGAAAACGCUGUCGUGAUACCGCAAAUAGUAUCCUCGCUGAGUGAUCUUCCGCGAGACCACGAACAAUUGUACCUAAUUAAAAAAAAGAGAAAAGAAAA
This is a messenger RNA of Apis cerana (Asiatic honeybee), 10248 nucleotides long. RefSeq names its product cyclin-dependent kinase 8. Gene Ontology annotation, biological process: animal organ morphogenesis. Gene Ontology annotation, molecular function: receptor ligand activity; BMP binding. NCBI's taxonomy places the organism in Eukaryota, Metazoa, Arthropoda, Insecta, Hymenoptera, Apidae. The record is from RefSeq and is a predicted model, not a curated record.